AUGUUUUCACCUCCUAUACAACGUGGAAUUAAGGCUCUUGAUAAAGAAUUAUUUAAGCGUACUAUUGAGGUUAUAGGUGUCCGUGUUCCUAUAAAUUCCAUAUCAAAAUUUACAAAAACAUUAAAAGAAGAUCUAUUUAAUCAACCAAAAUUAAGAAAUGUUAUUGAUGAUCCAAAUUCAAAUUCAACCAAAAUAGUUUUAUUAAAUCCAAAAGUUAAAACAUUAGAACUUGAUAAUAUUUCUGAAGAGACUAAAGAGUUUAUAAAGAAGGAAGGAAAUGGAAUUAUAAGUCAUUCAGUUGAAUUAAAUUAUGAUUAUUGGAGUGCUGAUGAUAUUCUUAAAGCAAUAUUACCUGAAGGAGUUGAAGUACCAUCAUCAUUUACACAAGUUGGUCACAUAGCACACAUGAAUUUACGUGAUGAAUUUAUACCUUGGAAAUAUAUAAUUAGUCAAGUUGUUCUUGAUAAGAAUUCCAAAAUCACCACAGUUGUUAAUAAAACAGAUAUGAUUGAUUCUACUUAUAGACAUUUUAAAAUGGAAAUCUUGGCAGGAGAACAUAAUUUGAUGGCUGAAGUGAAAGAAAGUAAUUGUAAAUUUAGAUUUGAUUUUUCUAAAGUCUAUUGGAAUUCACGAUUACAUACAGAACAUGAUCGCGAUGUUUUUGCUGGAGUUGGUCCAUUUUCAAUUCCUGCUGCAAAAAAAGGAUGCAUUGUAAAAGAUAAAGUUCAUCCAUACAAUUUAGAUGGAAGAGAGUUUAUAAAAAAUGCUUCAGAAAACUUGAGAUCAUCAUCAGAUUCAUCAAAUUUUCGAAUUUUUGAUCAUUUUGUAAUGAAUUUGCCUGCAUCUGCUAUAGAAUUUUUAGGUCAAGAGAAAGAAAUAAGAAAUUCAAAAAUCAAUUUACCAACUAUACAUUGUCAUUGUUUUUCAAAAAGCGAGAAUCCUAAACAAGAGAUUAUACAAAGAAUCAACAAAAUUUUGGAAAUGCCAUUAGAAAAAUCUAAUGAUGGUGGCAUUGAUAAAUAUAAUAUACAUUUUGUUAGAAAAGUUGCACCAAAUAAAGAUAUAACAACAAAAUCUAACGAUAACAAUGAUAAUAGUAAAGAUGAUAAUGUUAAAGCUAAAAAAACUAAAUUGGAAUAA
Entrophospora candida is the source of this 1140-nucleotide messenger RNA. Lineage: Eukaryota; Fungi; Glomeromycota; Glomeromycetes; Entrophosporales; Entrophosporaceae. The record is from the annotation of a GenBank genome assembly.